GCUAAUCCCGAUCGCAGAGUCACACAAUUCUGCGUCUUCUUUCCCGUAGGUCUCAAGGCCGCUAUUUUGGAUUGGAGGAUCCCGAAACAUCAAGCUGGCCGGACGUCGACUCAAGGCUUCUGAGUGUCCUUGCCUUUUGUGAGCAAAGCCCUCUCGAGUUACUGUGCGGCAUUUUGGCUCGAGGAGCGCGCAGUUUGGGCGCACAUUUUUAGCCCGAAUCGGAUUAUUUUUAUGGCUUGACGGAUUUCCAUCUAUCCAGCUCUCCCAAAUUAACGCCGUACUACACACCCCAGGAGGAGGUGAGAACCUCUACACCCAUGGACGCAGCGAGGUGGGCGCGGGCGCCGCCUUCCUCGCGAGGCACCACAAUUACCUUUUCGCCCACGCCCUCGCCCUCGCCCUCGCCAAGCCCAGCGCCGGGUGCGUCGCAGCCCGAAGCGGGGCCGUCGCGGCCCUCGCCGCCGAGCUCUACCUCGUCGACCGACGAGGACCUGGCCGAUGCCCCGUCACCCACAUCGAGACGCAGCGAUUCACCGACGCUGCCGCCAACGAAUUCUUCACGCGCAUCGCGGGCAAAGGAGCUCAAAGAGUACAAGAAACUCGUCAAGGAAAUGCAGGAGCAAGAGGCAUCGGACCUGGCAGCGCGCCUCGCUCAGCGCGCUUACCUCGAACGGCUCGCGGUCAGGUUCUGGUCUGCGUGCAUCAUUGCUGAGAGAGAGGCACAACAAAAGAGAAAGGAGGAGAAGAGACGAAAGAGGAGCAGGAGCAGUCUAGAGAAUGAAGUGGAGGAGCAUGAGGAAGGAGAGCGCGGGACAGAGGAAGAGCAGGACUGGAGGCGCAUCAAGGCGACAAUCUGCAGACGGGCUGCGAAAAGCGAAUCGAUUCGGCAUCGCUCGGCUGCUUUUCGCUGGCCGGUACAUCCGUCAAAGUGUGACGUGCCGCCGUGGACGUUUGGGGACGAGAUCGUGGGCAUCAUGGAGCGCGCAAUAAGGAGAACGAGGACGAGCGACGAGCCGCCAGACGCCGCGAUUGCGAUGCCCACGGUCGCCCUUGCCUUGGACAAGACGACGGCAAUUCUCGACUGGCUAGCCGACGGGAGAGGCCACGACAGUCAAGAGGAUCCUGCAGACUGGACAGAUGUCCUCCACUAUUUGGAGGAUGGCGACCACGGUAUACCAACGGUGGUUACUGCCAGAGUCAGGGAACGGCUGCUAGACAUCUACGGCGAAAGGCCUGGGAACCUGGGGGCACAGCGUCUCGAGCAGGUCCUCGACGGCCUCUUCCGGCACGCAGCAGGAAGGAAGAAGAGCCUUGGUCCAAUUGAGCUCAUGGCGAAACGGGCUGUGGGUGAGCCAUCUUCCUCGUCUUCUGCAACUAUUCGGAGGCGGCCUAGGACGAGCUGCGAGCUAGAAGGAAGAGGGAGUAACCGAAAAAUACAACGGGAGGCAGACGCGAUGCUCCUGCUCGAGCCAUCAUUCACCAAACGCGCCAGAUACCUCGAACUGCCACCUGUGGACCGCCAGCGAUCAACGGGGAUUACUACUACUGCUGCUCGUUAGACUAUGGUGUAUUCAUGAAGUUGAUGAAAGUUGAGAAAUCUGAUGCUACAGAGGAAGCAAGCACGCUACUGCUGCCCUUUGCCCUUGCUCUUGCUUGUUUGCGUGAUGCAUUCGUUGGUGUGUCUUGUGCCCCCCAACCUUUCUAACCCUC
Acaromyces ingoldii is the source of this 1710-nucleotide messenger RNA. RefSeq lists its product as hypothetical. The coding region runs from base 318 to 1559 and encodes 413 amino acids. The transcript has a single exon. Lineage: Eukaryota; Fungi; Basidiomycota; Exobasidiomycetes; Exobasidiales; Cryptobasidiaceae. The record is from RefSeq and is a predicted model, not a curated record.